AUGGCAGGAAGAAACUUCGAAGAUAUUUCAUCGGCUUGCGAAGUUGCUGCACAAGCACUACAAGCUAUUGGCAAUUUAAGAAAUCCUGAUAUUCGAAAUUUAGCAGAAUCAACUGCUUCAAACAGCAGUGCAAGUAAUUCAAAUAUGUCGACUACUUCUGGUGGAAAUAUCUCGGUAUUUGCAGCUGAGCUCGGACAGAGAUUUCCCACAUUUAAUGCUUGCAUUAAUAAUACACGAGGCAGAGAAAGUCACAAUUCUUCUAGUCGCAGUACAGUUAAAAAGAACUCCAAAAAGCGGAAGUCCAAUGAUAACACUCAAGAUGCAUCGAGUGGAUCUGGAACAAAGAUUGGGCGACCUUCGAAGUCUGUUAUUCACAAAGACUUAUAGUUAUUAUACCGAAUCCUGACACCAAACAAGUGCCAAGUCACUCCAACAAAGUCAAGCAGGUCACAGUUUUAAAUAGCUUUAUUUUCUUAACAACUUCAACAUAUUAAAGAAACAUUUGUUUUACAAACAAUACCCGGAAAGCAUGCUUUUUCCAGGAAAAAACACUCGCAUCGCGCGGGACUAUCACGCGUCCGUAUUUUAAUAACAUACCUAAUCUAUUCUCGACAAUUUGUUAAGCCCCAUGAACUUUGCACUAUUCUGGCAUAGUACAUAACAUGGACUGGACUGGAACAGUGACUCGAUGUUUUCACUCCGCAAAAAAUAAUUUCCUUCCCCAUAACCUGAAAUUUCCUUUUCACAUGCAAAAUUUCCUGCCAAAAAUCUCUAAAUAUCCUUCUAUUUCCCUUCCAAAUUUUUAUCAAAAUUGACAGAUUUACCUUGGUAAUUAACAUCUAAAGAUGGAAAAUCGGAGAACACUAUUGAAUUCGCCAUAAAAAUCAGCAUCUUUUCACAGUAAAUAUAUCUCGAGUCAAUUUAAUAAAGAAAACUUUUUAUCGCGUGUUUACUUCCCAGCUGACAAUAGAAAUAAACUACGGAUGUAACCAAGGGAUACACGAGCACUUUAACGGAUAACCAUUUUACUGAUUCAUUAUUAUCAUAAGAUAACCACGGAUGUCCUCAGUUAAUAAUGAAUUCAAGAUGGAGUCGGGCAAAUGCGCAUUCUUCAUUUCCUCGAUUUUAGCCGCAUGUGUGGAACUUGCACAUGGAUUUUAGUAUUUUACUGUUAGUCUAGAAACGCUUGUUCGCCACCACAGCAACCUAAAAUAUAUUGUAUUUAUUGUAUUUUUGUGAAUUAUGAUAAAAACAAUAAAUAUUUGGGUAGUUUUAUCGUAAUUCAUAAAAAUACAAUAAAUACAAUAUAUUUUAGGUUGCUGUGGUGGCGAACAAACGUUUCGUUAAAAUAUUCACCCCCCUGUCUGUGUCCACGAGAAGUUUUCGCGAAGAUUGCGCGUGACUUUCAAAUGCUUUGUAUUUUAUUUUGAACCUAAAUGGUUACCUGGAGGGUUUGGCCAUCAAAACCCAACAAAUGUUUUCAUUUUUUCGAUUGGGACUAUUCUACAAUGGAUACUGUAUUGGAUACUGUAGUCUAAACACAUAGGAAGACGAAGAAGUGGCAUUUAUCGGACAGAGAAGCGGUGAGCCAUUAAAAUGGCGGCUAUUUGACGGAAUAUCGAAGGACACAAUAUCGAAGAUAAAAUAUACUGCACUGUUACAAAACUUCAUUAAACUUCGUCGAAAUCGUCUUUAGCCAUCUAUCAUUAUGUAAAAGUACAACAACUGGAUGAUAUCUGCGAGACUCGGCGAUAAAAAGCAAACAAAACGGCAAAGUAUGGCUGAAAUGGUGUUUUCAUGGGGGUGAGUGAAUUAAAAUGUAUUAUAUUUAAAGAAAACAAUGACAAUCCUUAUGAAAACUACAAUAAUUAUAUUAAAUUAAGCAUAGUUUUUCAUUCCAUGAUAAUUUCUUUAGGAAAUAAGAACAUUAAAUUUCUGCCAGGCAUAUUAGUUAUUUUGUGCAUAAUAAGCAAUUUACCUGGGGUGGUGCAUAGUCAUUUUCUGGUAAAAUAUUAUACUUAGACAAAUUUUUCCUUCCAAUGACCACCCCUAAAAGCAACCCUUCUAAACACUAUAAGCACUUCAGAAAGGCUGUCGCUUUUGCUUUUCGGAAGUUAGAGCUAUGUCGGCACUGCAGUUUCAGGGCGGGGUCACUUUCAGGACUUUCGCCCCGGAUUCAGGUUUUGGCACAUAUGCUAUGUUGACCGCCAUGGUCAUUUUACCCUAAAACAGUUGAGAUUACCUGUGGUAAAUGAAACGCAUACAAACAUCUAUACAGGUCCUAGACUAUGUAGCUGAGCUUUUUCACAAAAUUAAUUGAUAUAUUUUAAUAUUAUUCCUUGCCUCAAGUAGAAAUUAAUGAAACUGUGGUUCACUCCGUGGUGGUGGAAUCGAAACUAAGUUUUUAAAAUCAGUUUUCAUCGUAAACAAGUUAGGAUCCUGGUUUCUUCAACUAUUGGUCCUGGAUACACUUUUAUACAAUCUUAUAUGUUGUAAAUUCUGUUAUGCACAGCUUUUAUUGAGGUUUAAUAGUUUUAGCAUUGUCAUAUCAAACAAAAAGUCAAAAAAAAAAAAAACCCAAAAAAAUCUAAUGAAAGUUUGAAAUGUAAAUAGAGCUUAAUAAGAAGAUGUGUACUUUAUACAUUGAGACUUUGUCUUUGAUAUUCUGUAAUCAGUGUGACCACGUUUUUUCAGGGCAAAUUACCACAUCCGUUUUCAAAAAUUACUAUUUUCGGUCUAAAAUUACGGUGUCCAAUCAAAACGUCCCCAGGUCAAAACGUCCCCAACUUUCCGCAGUCAUAACGUCCCCAGGCCAAAACGUCCCCAGGCCAAAACGUCCCCAGGCCAAAACGUCCCCAGGUCAAGACGUCCCCAGGUCAAGUAUGGAAUUAAUUAUACGCCAAACGUCAACUUCAAACGACAAAUCUUAAUUUACUGCUUUGGUGAAUACAUGUCUAGUGGUUAAUUUGCUUUCUUAAAUGAUCAUUCCUAAAGAGCACAAGUUUAAUAAUUGUUAAAAAGUGUAACAUAUUUCAAAACUGGUGUUAAAGAUAUAAUAAUAAUAGAGUAAAAUAAAAAGUAAUGCAUUCCAACCAUAUGAGCGAUUAUAUAUACAGUGUAUAGGUAAGUAAAAUGCAUAGAAAAAAGUGGGGUUUUUUCUGAAAUAACCACUAAUUUGAUUUUGUUUUCGAACAAUCGUUUUGACCUGGGGACGUUUUGACCUGGGGACGUUUUGACUUGAGUUGGGGACGUUUUGACCUGGGGACGUUUUGACCUGGGGACGUUUUGACUGGAAAGCAAAAUUACCACGGUGGGGAGUGGGGGGGGAGGUAAAAAAUUUUUCCGGAGAAAAAAAAUUUUAAAUUAGGGUCAAAAAAAUUUUCGGACAAAUAAUAAGUAAAACAAGCCCAAAAUCAGUUUUUUUCAACCUAAAACAAGGACAGAACCAGUUUUUUUUUCACCAAAAUCUCUACAAUUUUGGCUUUUCCACCAAAAUCUGUCAGGAAAUUUUAAAUUACCACAAUCGGCCAAAAUUGACGAAAAAUUACCACAGUUGUUCUGAAAUUACUGUAGUAAUUACCACAAAUUUCCAAUUACCACAAUCAUCCAAAAAUGAGGACGAAUUACCACGGUAGUAAUGAACUUACCACAUCUGGUCACACUGUCUGUAAUGUAUUGAUCAAUUUGAAACUUCAGCAUCCCCCCCCCUCGGGCAGGAAUUUGACUUCAGUCUUUUCCAGGGAGUAGGGUCUGUAGGGAAUUUGACGUUCUAAAUUUUCCAUUUAGUGGUGCAUUUGAUAUUAAGGGUGGGGAAUUUGAACCGGAAGUCUUAAAAUUUUACCCAUUUCUGUGUGCUUUCUGCAUGCACAAAAAAGCUUUGCAUUGGCGGCAAACACAGUUUUCUUGGAUUUCGAGGGAAAUUAUGAAAAACUGGCUCAAAGAAUCAGGCAUGUGAAAGCUAUGUGCUUCAUUUGAAAGUAUGUACUACAAAAUUGUGUGAAACUGUUAAAUUCGCAUAAGCUUUCCAAACUUUUUAAGUGAAUUUCUCUAUCUUGCCGAUAAAUAUAAUUUCCCCUAUAUUUUGUACUCUUUGUAUUUUACUGUUUGAACGUUUAAUUUCUUGUUACAGUGGGGCAUUUGAAGACUUUUUGACCAAUCAAAUUUAAAAAAAUGCAAAUUCCCAGGAUUGGCCCUGGUGAAAUUUUGAAUUGAUUGAUACAUAAGUUGAAUAUAAAAUUUUAUGCAUUUCACACCCUUGCAGACUUUUAAUAAGGCUCACUAGCAAAGUAUAACAUAUGAUAACUCUGAUCAAAAUAUUAAAGCUCAUACAGAAUGAGUGAUAUGUCAUUUUGUAAUGGUUCAUUGAAGGAAUUAUGUCUAUUCAGGAAUUGUAAUAUACUAAUAUUCAUAACUAAUCAAUUAUAUGACUGGCAACACUUUAUUGGACAAUUUUGCUUGUUUGAAAUCAUCUUGCGCCAGUUACUGUAGCUUACAUUAGGAAGCCUAGGAACAGCUGUUUUGAUUCUAUAUGUCUUUUACCCUUUUGGCUUCCUCACGAUACCACCGUUUUAUAAACUUCCGGGUAUUUUCAAAGAGAUGGUUGUUCUCAUCACGUUCAAAUGAACAUACAAUCACUGACUGUUUUGGGAGAGUGUCAUUCCAAGGUUUUUGUCCUUCUUUGCUCUUAACCAUAAGUGGUUGCCAGGCUGUAUUAUAUGUGCCCUUCCAAUAGUCCAGUUUAAAUUAAGUCAAUAUCACAAACCUCAGUUACCUUUCCAAUGACUGGUUUCUUCUUGUAAUUGCUAAUAUAUACUGCCACAAACACUCCAGGGGAAAGUGCUUCAAGAUAGUUGUCAUCAUCGGUCGAAUGCCACGAACAGCAGGCGGUUGAUAUGGUCCUGUAUAAAUCUGAAAGGAAAAGAUUAGCUGAUUCGCAAGCUUGUUUUGUAUGGUCAUGCAUGCCAGCAGAGGCUUUACAGUCAACUUGGCCCACCUUCAAGGACUAACUCUCCCUGCUUGUAAACUGACUAAUCUAACCACUAAACAACCUACUAUGAGCCAUGACUGGGUUCUAUCUGCAAAUUUUGAGAGAAAUUUGAUUAAUCAGUAAUUUAGUAUCAAAACAUCCUCGGUCCCAGGGCCUCACGGCUGACACUCCGUUGCCGGAGGCCCUGGCGAAAACCAAAACCGGAACUUCAAAAAUCUUGUAGUUUGCCGGAAGUAAACGUAAUAAAAUGCUGACUCUGCAUCUUUUUUUGCAAGGAGUGAACUUUGAGAAUUUCUCGAAAGAAAUAAUGUUUUACAUGCAAGAUAAACAUUAAUUUGAUCUGGUUAUUUCACCAUUAAAUGUUUUAAUGAUUGACCAAAUCAGUAAACUAAAGGAUCAUGUAAAUGUUUCAAUUAUGAAAGCUGUUCAAGUCAUCAAUCGAAGGAUACAAUGUGUAGUUUGGGAGUGUCAUUGAAUACGGACAGCAAUCAAUUGGAGAACAUGAAAGUUUUUGAAUUUUUAUUAUAAUCGACGAAAUAUACAGACAAUUUAAAAGCGAUAGUUGUGGACGAAGCCCAAUCUUAAUUGUUACUGAAUGGUGAGUGAGUGAUACUGAUAUAUUUGGUUGUUUCUCAAUAUUCUUUCUUUGCUAUAUUAUCUGCAAGACUGUACAUGUACAUACAGAUAACAUAUAUUCUGUUUAAUACGUCUGGUCUAAACGCUGCAUUUUACAUGUGCCAAGUCUAGAAAAGUUUGUUCAACCUUUUAAGUGCUACCAAAUUAUUUUACUCAGCUUAACAUGCCAGAUGAUUGAGUGUACUGGUCAAUGUGAGAGUGCUACUGCUCAAUGGGUUAAUCAAAUUAUCUAUUGUACUUUACUAUCUUACUGUCUAAUGUCAGACAAUUUUGCUCAUCAAGGGGAGAGUGGGUAUAAUUGCAAAGUAAUUACUUUGCCACUUUGGACAAAUGUAUAAGUUACAUAUGUUUACUACAUACCGGUAUGUACAUAAAUUCAACAUUUAAAUCAAAAUGUCAAACUUUAUUAUUUGAGUCAAACUUUAUUAUUUGAGUCAAACCAUGUAAAUUCACAUUAGAUUUGGCACAUGUAAAAUGCGGCAUUUAGACAGAGACAAUGAGCAUAAAAACCUGAAAUAUUAUGUGCAUCCCACCUACCCCCUCAACCCCCCCACCCCCUCACCCCACCUUAAUCUUGGUAUCCCCAGAUAACGAUUGUUUGUAGGAUAUACAACUACCUGUAAGGUAUCAUAUGUGACUGCAUACUACAAGCUAGUAUCAUAUUGUACAGUUUAAUACAUAUAUAUGACUUGAAAUAUGUAUUUUCUUGCCAGCCAUUUUCAAUCAUAAAAUUAUCCAUGUUGCUGUUAAAUUACGAUUGGCCUAAAAUUUUUGGCUAAAGAUUGUUUUAAUUUAUAAACAUUGUACUACUACUUUAGGAAGGAUUUCAGGCCAUGCUAUGAAAGAAUUGGUAUGUCGGGAAGUUUGUUUCUUCAUCAACUCAGAGAAAGAAGUUGCAUCAACUCAGAGAAAGAAAGAAAUUUCAUCAACUCAGAGAAAGAAAGAAAUUACAUGAACAAAAUAAACAAUUUUGUGUCAUUGAUAUAAAUAAUGAUUUAUUCUUACAAUUUCCUCUAUGAAAAUUUGGUGUGUUAAUAAAGAUACUGUAAAAAAUAAAUAACAGCUUUAUGGUGCAUCCAUGCUGUGCUUUAAUAUUGCAGUGGUGUAGGAAAUGGAGGUGUGUGGGUACCAGUGUGCUUGUGUGUGGAGGCCGGAUGCUCAGGAGUUCCCCGACAAGGAAUAUCAAGUCCCCGACAAGGAAUAUCAGGUUCCCUGACAAGGAAUAUCAGGUUCCCAACAGGGGGCUAUAAUCUUUCAAACAGUAAAAUUAUUGUUUUGUAUGUUCAACUUAUGCUCACACAUGAAAAUGUUGAAUUUUUUGGCUCUCAUGAAAUGGUGCAGAAUUUAUUGUCUGUAACAGUGCACUUACCAGGACUACAAAACAAGGUCAUUACAAAACAUAAUUUUUCCCAGUGCAUUCCACUUCCCUGAUUGGGGAGGGGCUAGAAUUUCCACAUAGGGGAGCUACAGCCCCCCCCCUACCUGAUCCUUGCACUGCCUCUGCCUUACCCAAUUUCUCUUCAAAAGUUUACAAAUUAUAAAUUUGGUGCUGUUGACAUGAAGUGCUCCUCAAUUUUAAAUUUCAAAACUUUCCUCCUGUGCCUAUGGUGACUAAUUAAACCUUGAAAUCUAGCACUAUAAUUUAUAAAAAUUAUGUCAACUGCAUGUAAGAGAUUCAGAAGUUAGCUUCCCAGUUAGUUUCCCAGUUUCAUUACUUAAUACUGAAUGUAUGUAUACAGCAUAAAAUUGGGAGGCUCAUCACCAGUGUAGCAAAGUUGCAGUAUUACUAUUAACAAUAUAAUUUGUCAACUGUAAAAAACAUUGAUAGCCUAUAAAUUAAGCUAUAUAUUGCAUGAAAUUUAAGGCAAAACAAGGUGGAAGAACUAACAUUUCCAGCUAUUAUAUUAAUCACUUUGUCAUUAUUAAAUAGUAUUAAAAUACAAUAUUUCAUUAUUAAAUACAUUUGAUAUAAAAUACAAUAUUUUUACAUAAAUUAAGAGCCUUUGAUGAAAUUGAUAUAAAAUCAAUAAAGUAUGUCUAUUAAAUAUAAUAUAUUAUAAAAUAAUUUAUAUUUUAUAAUAUACUAUAUUUAAUAUAAUAUUAAUAUGUAUGGCAUGGACCCCUCUUGCUUUAAAAACCACACGGACACUCAUUCACGAUUUUCUCAUUUGUAAUUGAAAGAUGCAAGACAUCACUCACAAUUUUUGUAGAUUUGUACAAUUAACGGUACAGUCUUUCUCGCAUAGCCUUUCGCCUGUCUUUGUUUAUACUCUGUAUAUAAUUAAAUCUCGUAUAUAAAACUAUAAAAUAUCCCUUCGGCUUCGGCGAUUUCAAUCUUUAAAUAAUCCAGUGUCCAAUUUUGUGCAGCUUUUUAAUACAUUGUGACACAACAUCCAACAUUUUUUAUAUUAACAAUAAAAUUUCCAUUGAUAGACAGCAGAUUUCAACGACCAAAACGACUUUUCGUCUUCUUUGAAGAGUUAAUACACUCCUAUCUACUCCUAUUGUCAGCCAUAUUUAUUAGUAAAAGUUCGUGUUCAAUUUCCGCAUGCCAUUGUUUUCAUGCGACCAAUCAAAUCACUUCUCGUUUUGGUUUUCGCCAGGGCCUCCGGCAACGCAGUGUCAGCCGUGAGGCCCUGGGACCGAGGAUGGGCACGGGCAGGUUUAUAUAAAUCUUGGCAUUCUUUUCGCAGAAUGUGUUCAUUUUCUCUUUUCAAGAAUAAGGGGGAUAUUGUAGAGAAUUUUUUUAGCUUUAAUUUAAGCCUAAGUUUGUUUGUUUGCGUAGUAUGUUGGCGGCUAAAAUGUCAGGUUAUCCAAACACGAAAUUAUAUACUAACAAGACGCCUGCUCAGGCGUUCACACUGGCCUGAAAAUGGCAACUUUCGUGGUAGUGGGUGUAAUGUGUAGUAGAGAAGUAGAUAGGGAUACAGGAUCAUAGGGAUACUGGAUCAUAGUACAACCAAUAAAUACAAUCAUGAUCAGCAACUAUCAACCAUAAUAUACGGUUUAUAUACCAAGAUACCGACCCAGACGUACUCUCCGGCUACGGGAAACUCAACCUGACAAGGCAGGCCCACUAUGAUCAUCUACUAUCAACCGCCGGCAAAUAAUGACGGGCCAAUAAUAGCGAAGAAAUUAUAUAGUCCUUGAUUUUUAAUGCCGUUAUAUGGCUAGUUUCAGGUGCUAAAAAGUUCAUAGACAUAGACGAUUCUUCUAAAAAAUACGUCAAUUUGCUUCUAUUUAUAAGAUAAACUGAUCCCAACCCAAAGCCCUUCUCAAUAACCCCAACCAGUAAACAUCUAAUAAACAAUUUAAGAAUUAAAAAAGUGUGGGCGGGGGGGGGAGGGGGAGUUGGAUCUUGUUCUAAAAACAAAUCGAACCGUAUCACGUUUCACUUCGCCGCACGCAACGCCACCUCGCUGAAUACAAUCCAAAACAUACAUUUUAUAGUAAUAUAUGACGAAUUAGAAAGUAAUUGGCGCAAAUUAAUGUAAUUAGGUGCAAAUUUACAAUAAUGCAAAUAAAUACAAGAGCACAACGCAUGUUUAUGAGCCUACAAAGUAUAUUUAUACUUGUUAAUUAAAAAGUCAAACUGUCAAACCUUUAACUUGUCCUUGUUUAUAUUCCAUAUCGUAUAAAUUUCGCUGGGUCCAAAUUAGUUUGGGGUUUUCGAGUCGUUACACAAAGAAAAACACACUAAUUCAACACGCAAGAAAGGCCAGAGUGCAACACAACGUAAAAUCCAUAGGAUUAGGAAACCGGCUCAAUUCUUUGAAAAUUCAACGAAACUGUGUGAAAUAUAUAUGAUCGCUCAGUGAAAAGCUGCCAUUUUGAAACUGAACUGAAUAUGUCACUGGAGCACGUUGCACCCUGAGCCUGCGAUGAGCUAACGUAAACUCCAUUUCUCGACGAAAACAGAAAACAGAAAAAGAGGGAUUUAAGACACUUGGCCUACGGCCAGUGUAAAAAGUAAAAUGCGUAUAAAAUUUUUCAAUAUAUACUUUUUAGUAUUUUACCGAAAUGGCAUGUGAUAAAAACCAAACAUACUUGCAGGUUCGGUGAGUCCGGGAUUGGACGCACCUCAGGUGGCUGGAAGUUUCCCGAACUCAGCCACCCUCGGUGCGUCCAAUCCCGGACUCACCGAACCUGCAAGUAUGUUUGUUAUAAAACACUCCUUUAUAGCUCGAGCCUCGAGUAAAAAAAACCAUUCUUCAAACAGCUCAUGACGUCAUGACCGCCAUGGCUUUUGUUGAGUUGGUCCCUGGGGAAUGAGUGCAAACGCUCUGUAUAGUGUACAUUUGUGUUGUUCUACUGUACAAUAACAUUUCAUUUUCAGCGGCAAUCUUAUUAGGCAUUUUGUGACGUAGAUCCGUGACAUGUAUUUCAGUCAAAGUUCAAACUAACUGAAAUAUCUUGAAAACAAAGCGAAAGUGCAAAAGAAGUUACUCCAUAGUUUAUAUGGUUCUUUUAAGUAAUUGACAAUGUCUGAAAAUCUUCGUUUCAUAUACAUGCAUUUUAUAUGUCAUAAUGUCAGAAAUUGCGUUGAAGUUGCAGCCAAAAUUACCUCUUGUAUAGCCACAGAUGUAACAUGGCCUUUACUUCCCAAUCUAGGCAAUUACGCAGAACGAAUCGGUGGAGGCGCCCCGGUGUAUCUUGCAGCCGUUCUUGAGUACCUCACUGCUGAGAUUCUGGAACUCGCGGGAAACGCCGCACGGGAUAAUCGAAAAACACGCAUCAUCCCACGACAUAUUCAGCUUGCCAUUCGCAAUGACGAAGAACUCAACUCGCUGCUGUCCAACGUAACAUUAGCUCAAGGCGGAGUAUUACCAAACAUCCAGGCUGCAUUACUACCCAAGAAAACUGUACAAAAAAGUCAUUCCGCGUCGCAAGAGUUUUGAAACUUUUACAGAAAGAUUAUAAAUAUAUAUAUAUUAUAAUACACAGAUAUAUAUGAAUUACGAAAAUAUAUGAAUAUCAAUAAAAGUUGGGAUACGUAUAUAAUACAAUAUAAAUUAUAUAAGAUAUCUGCAUGAUUGGUUUGUAAAGUUGGGUGGUAUUAUAUUGUGCUUUUGAAUGAUACUAAUCUGAUAAUUGACAGUGAAUUUGAUAUUUAUCAGCGUUGAACAUAAAAUAUUUUGAGACGUGUAAUGUGAAGUAAUGUGUGUUAUUUGACAAUAAAUAUUGUAUGAACUGCGGAUGUACAGUUGUCAUAACGGCAC
Paramuricea clavata is the source of this 10842-nucleotide messenger RNA. The record is from the annotation of a GenBank genome assembly. NCBI's taxonomy places the organism in Eukaryota, Metazoa, Cnidaria, Anthozoa, Malacalcyonacea, Plexauridae.